CUCCACUAUUGAGAUCUGAGCAAGCUUCCUUCUAUACUAUGUAAACCGGAAUUUAAAUACCGGUGCUAGUGCUCUUCUUUUCCUUGAACACGCCGAAAGCUCGAUAACGGAUGAGAGCGUAUGCGAGGGCGUAUUCGAGUGUAUUGGAAUCCGAAAAUCCCCAUCCCAUAGUGUUCGACAGUCUUUGCACCAAACUGGGCACAGCAUCGCGGCCGAUGUCGUAGUCGGAGAUAGUCGCCGAUACUCCGUGGGCCGUCCUACGCGGCAUAGAGAGAACCGCGCGGUACGGAGACAAGACGAGACACCGACAACAAACCCAGGAUCCACGCUUGAGUCGAGUCGUGCUUAAAGAUGCCGGAUUCUUUCUUCCCUGCACUCACAUCCCACCGGCACCCAUCGCCAUCAAUUGAUCAAUCAUCUCAAGUGAGCCAAAGUCAAACAAGAUGCACACCUACCCGCACGCACUCAUCGGCGCCGCCGACACUAUCCCCGUCAACGAGGCCAAGCCUAUCAUCUCGUUUAGCCCCGUCGUGCUCCCCGCCCCAGGCCGCCCCGUCAACCUGGAGCUGCGCGUCACGGUGCCCGCCUUGGGCGACGGCGACCUGCCCGUUAUCCUGCUUUCGCACGGCAUGGGCUGGAGCAACUGGUUGUCGUCGCUGGAGGGCUACGCGCCCCUCGUCGAGUUCUGGGCCGCCCAUGGCUUCGCAGUCUUGCAGCCCACUCACCUCAGCUCCAAGACGCUUGGCCUGACCGCCCCCGAGGGCAAGGAGUUCUACUACCAAGACCGUGCCGCCGACAUGGUGCGGCUGGUCGACGGGCUCGACGCCAUCGAGGCCGCCGUGGGGGCCGCGCUGCUCGGCGGCCGCCGCUUCGACCGCACUCGCAUCGCCGUCGCUGGCCACUCGCUCGGCGCCUGGACUGCUAGCAUGGUGCUGGGCGCGACGACCACGGACCUGCGGUUGGGCGUCACGUGGGCCGAGGCGCCGGACUCGCGCAUCAAAGCCGGCGUGCUGCUGGCCGGCGUCGGCGACCCGCGCGACAAGUCCGAGAACGGCAAGAAGAUGAUCGGCUGGUACGGCGGCGACUUCAGCGCUAUGGCUAAGCCUGCGCUCGUCGUCUACGGCGACGCCGACGUCUCGCCCCACCUCACCACGCGCGGGGCCGACUGGCACGGCGACGCGUACGGCCUCUCCCCCGGCCCCAAGGCGCUGCUCACGCUCAAGGGCGCCAAGCACGGCCUCGGCGGCAUCAGCGGCUGGGACGCCGGCGAGACCCAGGACGAGAGCCCCGAGCGCCUCGGCGUCGUCCAGCGCAUGACCUGGGCUUACUUGUGGAGCCAGCUGCACGAGGGCGACGGCGCCUGGGCCGCGGCCUGCAAGGCGCUCGGCGCAGAGCAGGGUUCUGUUGAGAGCAAGUGAGGUUGUGGUUGCAGGGCUUGUGGAUAGUGCUGCUCGUGAUGGUUGCGAAUAGUCAAUCAGGAUAUGAGAGAAAUGAAGUUGAGUUGUGAAUGGCCAAGACGUGAGAAAUAGAUGCAUCGUGAGAAAUAGAUGCAUAUAUGCUUGAUAAGGUGAGGCCCGCGCAUCGUGAAACAGAC
Molecule: messenger RNA, 1594 nt
Organism: Lasiosphaeria miniovina
Lineage: Eukaryota; Fungi; Ascomycota; Sordariomycetes; Sordariales; Lasiosphaeriaceae
Product: Alpha/Beta hydrolase protein
Exons: 2
Coding region: 444-1418 (324 amino acids)
Molecular function (GO): 1-alkyl-2-acetylglycerophosphocholine esterase activity
Source: RefSeq, a predicted model, not a curated record